AGAAUUAGCAUGUUGCUAACAUGUUUUAAGUACGCAUUACUAGCAUGAAUUAGCAUGUUAACAUGUUUUAGCAUUUUACUAGCAUGAAUUAGCACGUUACUAGCAUGAAUUAGCAUGUAAACAUGUUUAAGCAUAUUGCUUGCAUGAAUUAGCAUGUUGCGAACAUGUUUUAACACAUUGUCAGCAUGAAUUAGCAUGUUAACGUGUUUUAACAUUUUAUUAGCAUGAAUUAGCAUGUUAACAUGAAUUAGGAUGUUAGCAUGUUUAAGCAUGUUGCUAGCAUGAAUUAGCUUGUUAACAUGUUGCUAGCAUGAAUUAGCACAUUGUCAGCAUGAAUUAACAUGUUACUAACAUGUUUUAAGUAACACAUUAUUAGCAUGAAUUAGCAUGUUAACAUGUUUUAGCAUUUUAAUAGCAUGUUGUUGGCACGUUUUAACACAUUGCUGACAUGAAUAUGCACAGCAUGAAUUAGCAUGUUAACAUGUUUUAGCAUGUUGCUAGCAUGAAUUAGCAUGUUGCCGUCAUGUUUUAACACAUUGUUAGCAUAAAUUAACGGAUUGGCAUGUUGUUAGCACGUUUUAACACAUUGCUAACAUGAAUAUGCACAGCAUGAAUUAGCAUGUUAACAUGUUUUAGCAUGUUGCUAGCAUGAAUUAACGUGCGUUCUACAGCCUGGAUGGACGAAUGAGUGUGUCUCCAUGCUCUUUAGUGACUGUGCAAAAGAGUUUCAGCCACUGCAUGUUUUCCUCAUCAUCACUCCUGACGCUUUACACUGACUGGAGAUCAGCUGUUGAAUCCUGUGUGUUGCAGUUCUCCAGCUGCCUCCAGGGUCCCGCCGGCCCCCCGGGAAGAGAUGGGAAUCCGGGAGUGAACGGGAUCCCAGGCACUCCGGGUGUCCCGGGGCGAGAAGGGGCGAGAGGACAGAAGGGGGAGUGUGUGACGGAGCGCUUCGAGGAGCCCUGGAGACCCAACUAUAAGCAGUGCGCCUGGAACGCGCUCAACUACGGCAUCGACCUGGGGAAAAUCACAGAGUGCACGUUCACUAAGCAGCAAGUGUCCAGCUCUCUCCGUGUGUUGUUCAGUGGUUCGCUCAGGCUCAAGUGUAAGGCGGCGUGUUGCCAGCGCUGGUACUUCACCUUCAACGGGGCCGAAUGUGCGUCUCCAUUACCUGUGGAGUCCAUCAUUUACCUGGAUCAGGGAAGCCCAGAGUUCAACAACACCAUCAACAUCCACAGAACCUCAUCAGUGGAAGGUGUGUGUGGAGGAGUGGGGAAAGGCCUGGUGGAUGUGGCGGUGUGGGUCGGAACAUGUGGAGAUUAUCCUCACGGAGACGCUUCUACCGGCUGGAACUCGGUGUCUCGAGUGAUCAUAGAAGAGCUUCCAUGAGCGUCUGAAACUCUUCCUCAUCAUCAUCAUCAGCAAUACUGCGUCUUCUGUCCGUCCAGUCCGUUUCCAAACUGUUUCUCACAUAAUCUCAAUGACAUCCAACCAAACGGCACACUCUGAAAAAAGCCGUUGGGUUAAAAAUGUAAAAAUGUUAAAUACAAAUUUUUAACCCAAUGGUUUGGUGUGUCCAUAUUUGACCCAAAUGUGGGUUGAAACACUCUACUGACCGACUGUGGCUUCCUGUGAAAACACGGUGCAACAUGGUUUGAUAUUUUGUUGGAUAAUUGCAGUGACAUUCUCCAGCCCUCGGCACAGUCACACGCCUCGGCCUCGUUUAUCAGACGUCGCAUUGAAAAUCAAUUCCCAAAUGUGUGUACACGUGAUUCACAGAACGAUACGGACAAAAAAAACAUCUUCCAGAUGUCAAAUCUAUAAACUGCAAAUGAUCUUCUUGAAAUGACAGUGCGCACCUGAAGUGUUUCCAAUCUAAUUAAUGUCAUUAACGUUUAAAAAAUACACUAAUCGACGUCCGAUUGCUUUACCUGAACUAGAGGUUUAAUAAAUGAGGCCCAGAUCCUUCAAUCCAACUGAUGCACAAGUCUCGUAUUGAACAGUUUGAGUCUGGACAGGCACUGCAAAAACUAUGGAUCACUUUUUAAAUGUCAAUAAAAUUUUUCAAGAAUUCCUAA
This is a messenger RNA of Pimephales promelas (fathead minnow), 2075 nucleotides long. The record is from RefSeq and is a predicted model, not a curated record. NCBI's taxonomy places the organism in Eukaryota, Metazoa, Chordata, Actinopteri, Cypriniformes, Leuciscidae.